Messenger RNA from Linum trigynum, 3900 nucleotides. NCBI's taxonomy places the organism in Eukaryota, Viridiplantae, Streptophyta, Magnoliopsida, Malpighiales, Linaceae. The record is from the annotation of a GenBank genome assembly.
CGAUAAACCCUCUCAAGUUCCUGAGACGAAAUGGUUAUCGAGACCCAAUCCGCGUUAUAUGCCCAAAACCAAAAAUGGGGUCUGUAAAAAAAAGCUAGGGUUUCUCCUAGCCGAUGGCAACGCACCGGACUGUGGUAAAUCCAAACGUGUACGAAUAUAAAAAAUGGAGGCGUGGUGUUUCAAGCUGCCUUCGUCGAGUGAAACGGGUUGUGAUAAAUGGGAUGAACCCCAACCUCCUCCCAUGAUCACUGCUAUUCAUGAAUGGGAAGUGAGUGUACAAGUCUUCCUUACUUGGCCAAAUCUUAUAUCCCAAGAUGGGUUGAGUUUUAACAGUUCAGUUAUGGGGGAAGCCGCCGGAAAAGCUUGCCUAGCCCGGAAAAAUGGGGUGCCGUUGCGUUUUCCGAAUAUGGAACGUUUUAUGUUUCGGGUAUAGGACAGUAAAAUCAAUCUCUAGGAUACCCUAAUCCUGGAUUUUGUGGCCGGUUUAGGGGAUUUUCUAUACAUCUAUAUCCUUAAACAAGGGGUUGGGGGAUUAAGGAAUCUAAGAGUCCUUUUUUCUAAACAAUGUCAAAGAAUCCUACUCCAAUUGGGUCGUCUUAUGUCCAAGGAAGUCAUGGCUAUGCCUUUUAUUUAAUACAGUGCCCCAACCUGCCUACUCUCCUAUCGCAUAAACGAAGAGAGUUGCAGUCGACCGUGGAAAGAAGCACAUCCCCUCUUAGGCUACGACAUCACCCUGGUACGUGGAGGAUUAAUGGUUUCGACAUAACUCUCCCGAUCUGGAUCGAUGCUACCCUUCUUGGCAUCUUUUCUUACUCAAUCUCUUGCUUCCCGUGGUCGCCCGUAGAGAAUUUGAGUUGUAUGAUUGUUGUAGGUGAUCCUCAUAUGCUGUCUUUUUUGCGGGACACCACAAUGACGCAUGUCACAAAGGAUCAAGUUGUGCAAAUCUCCUUGGAGGAGAUCCAAUCGGACAAGGUUCGCAAAUCCAUGAUGCUGCUGGGUCGCCUCUUCACCGACAAUCGAGUUACUACUACAGAACUACGUGAGUCGGUGAACAACCCUUGGCAAGGACAGGGAAGAAUAAAGGUGCGGAUGGCAGCUCACGGAUUGUUUGAGUUCGUGCUCCCUAAUGAGGCUGGCAAAACUUGGGUGCUCCAACACACGCAUUGGGUGAAUAGAGAUAAAAUUCUUCACCUACGAGCAUGGACCCCAGUUGUCACUAAGCGUUCGUUUGACGAGCUCGCGAUAGCUCCAUUCUGAGUCCAAACGUGGGACGUACAAGAAGAUUGUUGUACCCAGCAAUUUGGAUGGAAAGUGGCGAAUGCUACCCUCGGCCGAGUUUUGGAGGCAGGUGCGUUUUCUUGUAAUGACACGAAUCGCUACCUCGUUAAGGUUAAGGCUCAUAUUGACUUUCCAAACCAUUGCAGUCUCAAAUCACGAUUGCCAAUGAUGAGACUGACUACUUCUAGAUUAGCUUGGAAUAUGAGCACCUACCAAGCUUCUGUUUCAAUUGUGGAAGGGCAGGCCAUUCUUUUUUUCUUCCGUGCCUGUAUUUUCGAUCCCCCAUCUAGAAAGGAGAGGUUUGGUCCUCACAUGAGCCGGAGGCCGAUUUUGAGGCUGAACUGCUGGUGCUUAACUUGGAUGAUGUCCAGUCUGAUAACCAGGAGCUAGAGGAUUCUAAAGUGACACUAUCUACAGAGGAUAACAAUCUUUAUGAGUUAAAAAGAUGUGUUCCCAUAAAAACAAAAACAUGGGACGUCAGGCUAAGUCAGGGAGGGUGAGCCAAGUGGUUAAGGCUUUCGAAACCAGGCUAGUUAUGGAUGACUCCGGUUUGGGUAAAGGAUUCCGCAAGCCUACGUACCCCUCGUUGAAGAAGAGGCUAGAGAUGGUGAAAUCUAAGAAUGAGGCGGUGCUGCAUGAUCUCAAUGAAUAUGAAACUAAUUUUUUUAUCCUGGUGUUGGGGGUAAAAAGACGUGCUCUUGAUGAAAUUGAUGGUGAAGUUGCCGAGACCCCCACUGCAGAAAAACGAUUUGUGGGAGAGAAUGAUGGUACUGAUAAGGUGGAGGAAGCCAGCCUUGAAUGGCCCCACCCGGAUAAAUGAGGCUGAUGGCUUGGAAUGUGAGGGGAAUUGGACCAUCCCUCACAUUCCAAACUGUAGUAGGUUUAAUUCGCUCGAAUAAAUCGGACCUUGUCUUCCUAUCGGAAACAGGAUUGAGCCAGACAGUAGUUUCCCGUCGGAUUCGGGGUUUGGGGUUUGGGAUUUCUAAUUUUUUUUGUUGAUGUUAUUAAUGCAUCGAGUGGGUUAAUUGUAGGGGUGGGCAACCAGUUCGGUAAACCCGAACCGAAUCAAACCAAACUGAAACCGAAUUAAUUCGACCAACAAAUCAAAUCUAGUUUUCUGAAAGAUGUGAUGCCAAGCUUUUUGGAAAGCUAUGUCCACUUAAUUUUAAUAAAUGUAUACGUUGCAUGGCAAUAUUGGAACUUGGCUGUUAGCCUAAAAACAAUGCACGUUUUCAUUGUUCAAGUUUAGUGGCAAGAAACUCAUGUUUAUCCUUGCGGUUUGGAAAUUGGGAUAAAGAAACACAUUGUUUGGCUAAAUAAUAUUUCAUGGACGGUCAUGAACUUUCAUGGCAACGUUUCAUUGAAAUGAAAUUAUGGGUUUGGCCAAAACCUUGGCAUUCACGGUUUUCUCCCAACCGCCACAAAAUUGAAAGUUUGCAGCUUUUCAAUGUUAACCCUUCGUAUCCUAUAAAUAUAUGUGGUGGGAAUGUGGAAAAAACACACCAAAAAAUUGAUUCUUCUUCCUACUAAACUUCUAAGUAUGCUUUAGGUACUUAAGCCUGGAACCUAAAGUGGUGAUAGUUUUAUCCUACGAAGAAAUUUCCUGUAACCCUAGGCUUGUUGAGGGUGGAAAUAUUCUUUCCGGAAAGUGAACGUUGUUCACGACUCUAUCAUAAUCCUGGUCACCCGGUCUCGGGCUAUCGUACGUGUACCCUUGUCCCUAAAAGUCCCAACACUGGUAAGGCAGACAUUGUCAUAGAUUUCUAUCAACAUCUCUUUACCUUGGGAAAUCAAGUGUUGAACUUAGAAGAGCGGGUGGCUAAUCUGCCGGUUGCUUUAGCAAGAAUAUCCGCUCCUAUUUGUGAUAUGCACAGAGGUUUUUGAGGCCCUCCUUCGUCAAGCUAUAUCCAAGGGGAAAUUAGAAGGGGUCAAAGUUGUCCCUAGAGUGCCUUGGAUCUCGCAUAUGUAUUUUGCAUAUGAUUCUUAUUUACUUCUUCGAGGAUCUCUACAGGAAUGUGAGAAUUUAAUUGAGGUUUUAAUUGAAUAUGAAGAGCUCAGUGGGCAAAGGGUCAAUUUGGAUAAAUCGGCUGUUUGCUUUAGCAAGAAUAUGGCUCUACUUGAUAAAGAGUUCCUAGCUCAAGUUCUGAGUGUGGGGGCUGUGGAAGUCUAGGAUAAAUACCUGGGGCUGCCUACACUCAUAGCUCAAUCAAAAAUGGCAACAUUUCAAUACUUGGAGGAAAAACUGUUAGAUCGUCUUGAGGGAUGGAAGCAGCGGACUUUGUCGUGGGCAGCUAAGGAGACUUUGAUCAAAUUAAUUGCUCUCGCUCUGCUACUUCGUGUUAUGUCAUGUUUCAUGCUACUGCUAUCGCUCUGUCGUAUCCUAAAAAGACAUAUGGCUAGGUUUUGGUGGAGUGUUCAGGACGGUCAGGGUAGGAUAUGGUGGAUGUCCUGUCAAAAUAUGUGUCGGAGUAAGCAUGAAGGGGGAAUGUGUUUUCGCCGUUUUGAACAUUUUAAUCAGGCUCUCCUGGCAAAGAUUGAAUGGUGUAUCCUUCAAGAGCCCCAAUAACUUUUAGCCCAAGUUUAUAAAGGGGAAUAUUUUCCAAAUGAAAAUUUUCUCAAUGU